AGUUUUCAGUGGUUUCCAGUACUUGAUACUUGCCGUAGCAAUAAUUGUCUUUCGCUCACUGAACCAUAUUGACGGAAUAACACGGAGCGCUAUUUUACGUGGACUCUCAGUGCGAUCAAUUCCUUGUGGCAUCCCUCGAACUAUAUAUCUCACAGUGGCUGCUUCCUCUUUUUUUAAAUUUUUUUUUCCAUAAAGUUUGUUUUCUGUGGGAAAAAAAUCUUCACUUUUGCUGGAAUUUUUAACCACCACGUGUGAUUUAUUUUAUGUGCGAUUUUGUGGUUUGAUUUGAAAACUCUGAAAAGUUUAUGUUGGAUUUGACUUGGAAAGUUUUGCUUGUGAUCGAGUUUUUAAAAUCUAACUCAGUGUUGAUCGUUGUGGUUUGUGUAUCCUGCCAACUUACUCCUUGAAGCUUCAUUCGUCUAAGCUUGCUCAUUUAAGCUUGAUUUUAAAAGCUCAGUUCAUUCAAGCUUGCUCCUGUAAACUUGAUCAUCUAAGUUUGCUCCUGGAAACCUUCUUAAAGAAAAAUAAACUCCCAGAAAAAGGAUAAACAGUGCAAGGAAAAUUCUGUGAUUGAAGAAAGAAUUUGUGCAGAAAAUCCUCGGACUGUUGCAAAUGUUACCAAAAGUCAGAGGACCAAGUGAGACAAAGUGUUCAAUACAUAGUGAUUAGGAAUUGAAAGUUCCUUUAUCAAAAAUUUCUUGACUUUCAAACCAUCCUCGAAUUUUUUUUCUUCCUCCAAAACUCCCAUCUAAUUCCGUGCUAAGCAGCACUUUCUCAUCUGAAAAGAAAAUUCUCUUCUCACACCAUCCUUUCGUGCCAAGGCAACCAGCAUAAUCCAAAGUGACGAUUAAUGUGAUCGCGCGGUCAUCUUCAUGGUGGAGAAAAUGCGAAAAAAUAAAAAUAGAUAGUAAAGUGAAACUGUAGCAGAGCGUUUAAAGAAAAGUAAGUGACUCUUUACUCAUCAAUCUGGUUUUAUUUGUGCUGCGAACAGUCACAACAACUUGAGAAGAAAUAAAUACUGAAAAAAAGACGAUAUAAAUGUAGCAUCUCAUCUUGAUUUCAUUCGGUAUCAGUGAGUGUCUUCCUCUCUUGCAAAAGAAAUUGGAGGAAUAUAAAAAAAAAGUGAGCAGAGCAGUGAAAAACUAUCAUUUAAACGCACAAAAAAGUCAAACUGAAGAAAAAACUCUGUGAGAGGUGAGAAAAAGUGGAUCAGGAAACAUUUUUUUUGGUAAAAAAAGUGGCGAAAGAACACGAGCAGAAAAGGAAGAAGAAGGAGGAAAAUCUUUCUUAAUAAUGACCAACAUAUUUUUACGACUGAAAAAAGAAGUCAAAAACUCAAUGAAUCGAGCAAUUAGUAACUUAAAGAAGUGAAUGGUGAGGUCUUGGUAAUUAAAAGUUGUGUGGCAGCAAUCAAGAUUUGCAUUAAAAGUUGUGAUAAACGCGCCAAAAAAAGAAGUUAUACGAUCGAACUCGUGAAAUUCAUUAACAAUCCGCGUGUACCAUAUGGGCGUAAUUGCAUUGCAUACUGCUUGUGCAGAGAACCACCAUCAUCCCUGAAUUCCGUGCCUUCUUUGAAGACAAAUCACCAGGGCGCGACGGAUAUUGUGCGCAUCCACGUGUGAUCUGUGUAUGUGCGGACGAGGUGCUUUCUUCCUUUGGCAAAAAGGAACCUUCCAGCAGUUGCAAAAAAAUCCACUCUCUGUACGUUUGAUAUGUGACUCAACUGACCACCCUUGCAUUAGCCAAAAUCAUCCUCAAACUUGAAGCUUUUCUUGCAUCUUCUCAAAUGAGCAACACCGAUAGACAAGGAGGAUAAAUGUGGUGCAGUUAUAGAUGUCUGUGAAGCAUUUGAGUUGUGUGGCGCGAGAGGAAUCCAACACAACAGCCUUUGAAUGGUUAGUGAAGAUGCGAGAAAAAGAUCAUUCGCCCCGAAAAAUGCUCCCAAGUCCGAAGCAGGGGGCCGUUUAUCCCCUGCUCGGCAGCAAUUUAUCAUUUUCAUCGCAAAUUCCAUACGAUUUAUCUCUUGCAAGUCGUUCCUCAUCAUCAAAUCUAUUGCUACAGCAAAAUGAAUCGCAACAUGAUCAACCACUUGACCUACGGGUUGAUCACAAGAAGAUUGCAUUCCAUUGCGCCACUAAUCGGGUUGAAGAUGAAAAUAGCAAUGUCAUCAUUAUGGAUCAGCGAUCCAUGAGUCCCAUCACCAAUAACAACAACAACGACGACAAUUGCAAAACAACCAACAACAACACCACCACGUUCACCAGCAAAGAAGAGCUGCGAAUACCCAACUUACCCUGCCAUUCGCCAGCAUCGCUCUUUGCCUCCCCCACGACGCUGCAUCCCCUCAUGCUGGAGGCUAUGGCGAAGGCAGCACGUAUACCGCUGCACUAUCGCAGCCCCUUUGUCUCACCCCGCCCACCGGCGCCCUUUGACCUCCUUCGACCCAAACCCGAACUCCUGUCCACCCUACCGCAACUCAUGUCGCCCACGGCGCCACAAUCAAGUAACGGUGACACUCCCGUGCUGGGGAAUUCCCUCCCGCAUCCGGGGAAGAAUAAAGAUCGCUAUGCGUGCAAAUUCUGCGGCAAGGUUUUCCCGCGAUCUGCCAAUCUCACGCGCCACCUACGCACGCACACGGGUGAGCAACCCUACAAGUGCAAGUACUGUGAACGUUCCUUCAGCAUAUCCAGCAAUCUGCAGCGGCAUGUACGCAACAUCCACAACAAGGAGCGCCCCUUCAAGUGUGCCCUCUGCGAACGUUGCUUCGGGCAGCAGACAAAUCUCGAUCGGCACCUCAAGAAGCACGAAGCGGACGCCGUGUCGCUCGGUCUUGGGUUCGAUGAGCGCCUCCGCAAUGCCCGACGAACGACACGCGGGCUCACGGAUGAAUCCUACUUCGAGGAGAUUCGCUCCUUUAUGGGCAAAGUUACGCAGCUGCCGCUAUCGCUGCGAACGGCCACCCACCCACCUGAUGCCCACUCGUCACGUAGCUCCUCCUCGUCGGAGCCCGUGUCCCCCAAGUCGAUGCACGCGCACGAGGAGCCCACCACUGCUGAGCAGAACAACAACUCCACGAGCAGUAACAACAAUCACAUCAGUGACGAUCACGUGCAAGUUACCUGACCUUUUUUUCGCAAUCUCCGACGCGUCUCUCUCGCUAUCCUUGCCACCCCACCCCGCGCACUAAUUACCUGCAUUCUGAGCCUCAUCCAAUUGCCCCGCAUUCGUGUCCUUCGCGGCACACUCCACACUUGCGAUGUCCCCAAACGCAUCUUAUUGCCCCGUUCAUCACAUUGAGAAAAUAGCAUAUUUUCAAUGAAAAAGCUCACAGCAUUUUGUUAACCCUUCCGUGUGGGCAAAUUAUAUUUUCAAAAAUUAUUAUUUUUCCCAAAAAAAAGAAUCUUUAUGUUUUUAAUUGGCCACAUAAAAAAGAAAUUUAAAAAAAAUCUAAAAUUUUAAACUUUCAUACUUUCAUAAUGAAGAUUUACCUAUUCUUUUUUUUUCUCUUUAAAAGAAGUUAAAUUUUACAAAAUAAAAAAAAACAAAAUGAUUUAAUCUUUAUUGGCCAAAGAGAAACAAAUAAAGAGCCAGAAGUUUGAGUAAAAUUGGAAAAAUAAUUUUUUAAAAGAAUUUAAAGCUUUCAAAACUCUUUAAGUAAGAAAUAAAAAUAGCUUUACUGAGCAUCCUUAAUCCGCUUUUUUUAAGGAAAGAAAAUAAUUUCUAAUUUCAUUUUGUUUUUGAAUAUUAGAAUGACCUUUUUUUUCAACGUUAAAAAUUAAAAUUUUCUUUUUAAACAGAAUUAAUCGAAGGAAAAAUUUUAUGAAAAAAUUACCAAACGUCAUAAAUUCAUAGAUAUUCUUCUUUUCUUUUGAAAGAAAAUUUCAAAACGUUAGUUAAAAGAAAUUUUACAGUGAUAGAAAUUGUAAAAAUAAUAAAAUGAAUAGAAAAAAAUAAUAAAUAAAAAACAAAAACUAACAUAACAAAUUCCAGAAUUUUAUCUAACGUAACAUUUUUCAAAAGAAUCUUAAAAAAUUAUUUCCUUUUAAAAAAGUUUUCCUCAUCACUAUAAGUAUACAAAAUUUUCCAAUUUUUUAAAUACUUUUACAGAAAAAGAAAAUUUCUCUUUUAAACAACAAAAUGAGUGCUCAGAAUACAGCUUAUUCCCCUAAAUAGUAUUUCCCAACAUACAUACCUAAUUGAUGAACCUUUUCCCUUUCGAAUAGCUUAGUGCAAAUGAUAAAGUGAAAAUUAAUGAACGAACGUACAAUACUAGUGUUUAUCUGUAAUAAAUGAAAAUGUAUUAUGUUUAUUUUGUAAAGAAUUUGAUUUUAGUAAAGAAGAAACAUUCCUAUUUAGUUAUUUUAAAAUUUAGAUUCCAUGUAAAUUAAAACCCUUUUAGUGAUUUUUCUCUCAAUAAAAAAAAAUCUUUUUAAGAAAUAAAGAAUUUUCCGGAGAGAAUUCUUCACGAAAAAAAUUUGUUGUAUAGUGUAGAAAAGUUUUACCUGCUAUAGAUUUUUGUAAAGAACAAAAAAAUGUACUUUAGUGAUGCAAAAAAUUGUAAAUAGAUUUUUUGUAAGUACUGUGAAUAGACGUUGUAAGUAGUGUUGUAGGAAAAUGAGAAGGAAAUAUCGUUGAGAAAGUAGAAGAAAAUACUCUUUUUUUGGGAUUAUUUCAUACCAAAGUCAAUUUUUUAUUCGCUUUAGAUGGUGACAUUGGGCAAAUUUGCGUUUUUUCUCAUUACAAAAUCUUUGAUUUUCUGCUGAAAAAAAAAAUCAAAAUAGAUUCCUUGAAGAAAAAACAUUUAGUUACCGCAAUCUUCCCUCAUUAAACUUCACUGCCUUUUUUUCGUGUAAGAAAAACAAACAUUUAGUAGUUUUUUUUCUCAUUGUGUGUUUGUGAAUAUUUUAAGAAGACAAUCUGAAGGUCUGUUUUGUAUAUCACGCUUAUCACAGGCAAAUUUCGUCCCAGUUUUUGUGUGUUGCAUUUCUUGCAGAGUUUUGUGAAUUGAAUUUGCAUGCCAAAUGGCGCAGAGGCACGAAAUACCAUGAGAAAAUAGACAAAAUGCUCCCAAGAUUGCAAUUUUGAAUAGAAACUAAUGCACACACAUAUGUAGCUUCUGAUAUUGAGUCAGCUCUUCCGAAUGAAUUUGUAAAAUAGCAAUGUAAAAAAAAAUCUCUCUGCAUUUAUCACCUCUAGAAGCAUAGCCAAGAGUGCAAAGAAAACAACACAAUAGAACGCAAUCGGUUACAAUCUAAAGCACCCUGAAAUAAUCCACGAAAUUAUGCGAAAAUUUUCAAAAAAAAAAUACCCCAAUAGAAAAUUUUUCACAUGACCUGUAAAUUAGAUUUUUCAUGUAAUAUAAAAGAGAAUUUUUUGCGGUAAAAAAAUUAAUAUAUUUCUUAAUAGUCUAAAUAGCAUUUAAUACUUUUUUUGUAUAAAAUUACAAUAUAUUGUUACCAUUUUUUUUUACAUAGAAAAAGAGCACAAUUAUUUUUUGUUUGUAGAAAAAAAACAUGACAAAAAUUUCUACGUAAUAAAUUUUUUUAAACAUUA
This is a messenger RNA of Lutzomyia longipalpis, 5553 nucleotides long. RefSeq names its product transcription factor hamlet. NCBI's taxonomy places the organism in Eukaryota, Metazoa, Arthropoda, Insecta, Diptera, Psychodidae. Bases 1834 to 3123 code for a protein of 429 amino acids. Gene Ontology annotation, cellular component: nucleus. Gene Ontology annotation, molecular function: RNA polymerase II cis-regulatory region sequence-specific DNA binding; DNA-binding transcription activator activity, RNA polymerase II-specific. The record is from RefSeq and is a predicted model, not a curated record. The transcript is spliced from 2 exons. Gene Ontology annotation, biological process: regulation of transcription by RNA polymerase II.